Molecule: messenger RNA, 1821 nt
Organism: Juglans regia (Persian walnut)
Lineage: Eukaryota; Viridiplantae; Streptophyta; Magnoliopsida; Fagales; Juglandaceae
Product: dof zinc finger protein DOF3.1
Exons: 1
Coding region: 881-1543 (220 amino acids)
Biological process (GO): regulation of DNA-templated transcription
Molecular function (GO): DNA-binding transcription factor activity; DNA binding
Source: RefSeq, a predicted model, not a curated record
CAUUUUCCAGGAGGAGCUUAGCCAAUUGCCAGUGACAAGGUCCACACUCGAGACAGAGAGACAGAGAGAGAAUGUGCGGUUUCGGUUUCUCUAUGUUAGAAGUCUGCUCGUCAUUUUCACGCUGACACAGGGAUAGGUCAUCUCCAUCAACAUUUUUCAGACCCGUUUUAUUGUGCUGGUUCUACAUCCUGCGGGCGCUCCAGAAUUGCUAAUCCUACGAAACCAAAUCCCACUUGAAAAUUGCUAGGAUUCCAUUUUAGGUUCCUCCACAGAAGUACAGGCUCAAACUUCAAAGCCAAAAAAAAAUCUCGUGGUUUGCCCAUGGUUGUUUCUUGAUCUUUCCUACACGAGCUAAAACUGCAUUACUGUUACAGCCCCGAACUUUUUUCGUCGCCUUCAGGACUGCCGGUCAUGUGUUGUAUGGUCUCUUCCAUGAAAACCCACUUCUGAGUACGAAAAGUAUCCCUCCUUUUUUUUUACCUCUAUGUUUGCUCUGCCUUCUUGCCAAUUCGCAGCUUCAAAAUCAAUCGUUUGAUAAUCCCAAGUCAAGCUCAAGUCUCAGAAUCUAUUUUCCAUCCACACAACACAUUUAAAUCUCUUUACGAAACCAUGAUUCACUAAUUCCUCGAAAGUCCGUAACUUUGAGCUUAAAUUUAAUCGCUUUUUUGUUGUUUCUAAUCUUGAAGAGCUUGAAUACUCAAAAUUCAUUCGCACUCUGAAACUCAAUCGAUUCCUCCUCCAGAUCGAAAACCCAACUCACCAAAUCCUCAAAAAGCCACAACCUAGUUCCUCAAAGCAAUCCUUUUUGUUUACUCCUUCCUAUAAGUUUUGCAACGUAAAAGGGGUUAGAAGCUCUGGUUCUUUUGGCCUCAAAUUGACAAUGCAAGACCCAGCAAUAUUCCAACCCACCCAACCGCAUUUCCCAGAGCAAGAGCAACUCAAAUGCCCACGCUGUGAUUCCUCAAACACCAAGUUCUGUUACUUCAACAACUAUAACCUUUCACAGCCACGCCACUUUUGCAAGAACUGUAGGAGGUACUGGACCAAAGGCGGUGCUCUGAGAAACAUCCCAGUGGGUGGUGGAACCCGCAAGAACACAAAGCGGGCAUCAAACCCAAAACGAUCUUCAUCUUCAUCGGCUUCAUCAUCAACAACAUCAAAUUCGGUGGUGCAGAACCCGGGUCCGGAGAAUGACCCAAACCGGCUUUAUGGUGCUGCUGUAGGGGAUCAGGACCGUGGGAUUCUGGAUAUCUCAGGGAGCUUUAGUUCUCUUCUGACAUCAAAUGGGCAGUUUGGAAGUCUUCUGGAGGGUCUGAACCCCAAUGGGUCCGGUGUGAAAAUGGUACUGGGUGACUUUGCAGAGACUUUGAAUACGGGCCAUGUGUUGGACACGAGUUCUGCUCGAGACCCGGGAAUGGACAUGAAGAGGGAUAGCAAUUCAGAGAGUUAUGUAGGUUUGCAGGGUGGCGAUUCAAGCUGUUGGACUGGUGGUAAUGGAUGGCCCGAUCUUGCCAUUUACACACCAGGUUCAAGUUUUCAGUAGAGAAAAGAGAGUUUAGUGUCUUUUAUUUAAUUUAUUUUUCUGAUUAUGCUAAUUAUGAUAAUCUCUAUACUACGAAACUGGGGAUGGUUAAAGAGAGGAGCAUGAAUAAGGCAGGCUUAUUGUAGCAUUUUCUAAUGCUAUUGAGGGCGACAUACAACAUUAGCAUCCUUUUGUAGGGAAAUGGUUCUUUUUUCUGUUUCUGUGUGGUUUUUGUUUGCAUGCCUUGUAUGAGUGAAAAGAGACAAGGAAAAAUGAUAACUACUUAGUAUUAUUUCUUA